AUGCUACCCGCUUUCCGAAAAUUCGAUCUUUGCUCCAGGUCUGAUCUUCGAACGGUUCGAGCCGGAUAUGAUGGUACAUGGGGACAUGUUGAACCCGGGAAAUCGUACGAAAGAAGCGGCGAAGAACGACUGGCUUUUGUGAAAAAGCCUAAGCUGAGUAGUGACUACAAAACCUUUUUUCUGAAACUACUCGGGUUACUUAAGAUGCCGUUUUCGGACUAUGCUUCGCGAAUUCUGGCUACAGUACCGCUUGAAAUGCGAAAAACUAGCGGUUUACAGGUUGAUCUUCAAGUUUUAUCUCAACCGCCUGGAACAACUGCUGACGACAUUGGGAAUAAAUUUUGGAAUUUUAAGUACGCUGGAAGAGGUCAAAUUGUCUAUGCAUUGGAUGGUGGGUUCCAUAUCAGUCAUAAGGAAACGCGUACGAUCAAUAUUGAAAAGAUGAUUUUCCCUGGAGCCUUGCCGGCGGAUGACGGGUUUACCGCAGCCAGCCUUUCCGACGUCGACCACGGAACCGCAAUCGCAGCCAAAAUUGCAGGCCGAACAAUAGGUAUCGCGACAAACGCGACUCUCAUCUUAGGAAGAGUCACAGAUGGCUCGGGAGUUUGCGACUACAGUACUCUAUUAGAACUUUAUCUCAAGGUCUAUGAUGAUAUACUUGCCCGAGGCCCGAAGCAAAACUGCAUAAUUUCUUUAUCAUAUCUGACCUCCAUCCCGCAGCCAGAAGACCCAAUAGAUACUACCAUGAACUUGUAUCAUAUCGGAAUCCAGGAUGAGAGCGGCUAUUCUUGGUACCACCGGCUCGCUAAAGAAGCUAUGGACGAUGUCAUCGAUUACAUUAUAAAUCUUCCCAAUACAUUUUUUGUCGUUGCAUCGGGAAACGGUGACGACCAUGUUCUUGUAAAUGCCCACCCUGCCACACUCGGCGCGGUAUACGCCGGAGUGAACCCAAGGUUCAUAGUCGUGGGUGGCUAUGCUCCGAACGUGGGACUAAAUCUUUACCAGACCGCACCUUACGUUUCAGUAAUGGCGCCGGCGGGAUCAAUCAACGUUCCUGCGCGGUGGAUAAACAAACGACUCGAGGACUCGGAUUCCUAUGUGUGGAUGAAAGCCUUAUUCCACAGAAAGCACGAACUCGGCUUCUCUGCCGGAACUUCUUAUGCUAGCCCAGCAGUUGCUGCCAUGAUUGCAGCAUGGCUAUCAAUCGGAAUUAAGGUGAAAGAUAUUGUGCCAUUGAUGGAAAAGCUAGCAUAUCCAAGGGUCACGAGGGGCCCGAAAGCUCUCUAUAACGGCGUCCCAAUUAGCCGCUGGCCGAAAACUCAAGUACCCGCAUGGUAUAAGGCAAAAAAUAGUACCCCCUUGCCUCCGGCCCAGUUAGACAUAGAGGUAAGCGAAAAGAAUGAUACCCUUGCCGAAUUGUAA
Orbilia oligospora ATCC 24927 is the source of this 1422-nucleotide messenger RNA. RefSeq lists its product as uncharacterized. The record is from RefSeq and is a predicted model, not a curated record. The transcript is spliced from 5 exons. NCBI's taxonomy places the organism in Eukaryota, Fungi, Ascomycota, Orbiliomycetes, Orbiliales, Orbiliaceae. Gene Ontology annotation, biological process: proteolysis. The coding region runs from base 1 to 1422 and encodes 473 amino acids. Gene Ontology annotation, molecular function: serine-type endopeptidase activity.